CGUCAGCUGAUAACAGGAGAACAGAACAGAACACUUCACCUCUUCCAGCGACCAAAGCUCAGCUCUGUCUUCUGGCUUCAGCACAGGAUGUCUGCCUACCCCAAAUCCCACAAUCCUUUCGCUGAUGAUGAUGAAGAAGAGGACUCGCGCGCGGCUCCAAGGAGAGGCUUUAACUUCGAUGAUGAUCCGGAGGAGAGUUCGCUGAGUCCGGCAGAGAGACGGCAAAGGCAGCUGCAGCAGGAAGUGAUGCGUACAGCUCAGUCCGCCGUGGACAGCAGCCACCGCUCGCUCGGACUUAUCUACGAAUCAGAGAAAGUCGGUGCUGAAACCGCAGAGGAACUGAUCCGUCAGGGAGAGGCUCUGAAGAGGACAGAGAGAAUGAUCGACAACAUGGAGCAGGACAUGAGGACGAGCCAGAGGCACAUAAACACCAUUAAGAGUGUGUGGGGGGGGAUGGUCAACUAUUUCAAAGGCAAACCUGAACCACCCAAACCAGCACAGAAGGACCAGCCGGUGUGUUACGAGGCCAGCAGCAGGCUACAGACGGCGCUUGCGGAGAGCAAACAGCAAGAAGACAAAUAUCAGGCCAGUCAUCCAAACCUCAGGAAACUGGAAACAUCUGGAUUCGGAGCUUCUGCUGCUCUUGAUAACGGCUCGUCUGAUCAGAACGGAUUUCCCAAAAACAAACAGCUGCGAGCCGCUCACCAGCAGCUGGACAGAAACCUGGAUGAGAUGUCUCUGGGUCUGGGCCGGCUGAAGAAUCUGGGUCUGGGCCUGCAGACGGAGAUCGAUGAGCAGGACAUUUCUCUGGACGCUCUGCUUAAUAAAGCCGACACCAUGGACGGGAAGAUCAGCUCCACCAACCGGCAGCUCAAAAGCCUUAAAUAGACUCAGAGGGUGAUGUCACUUCCUGGAGGCGUGGCCAAGGUGAUCAUAAUUGAAAACAUGUGCGCUCGUAAAACAUUUCUCAAGUUCUCUCCAAGAUAAGGAGGAGUGUGUUGGACAGAGAAAGUUAAAACAAAAUAAGAGACUUAAGGAAGAACACAUGAUGGUGUGAGAAAAAAAACAUUAUAGUAACAAUGAUGAUAAA
Molecule: messenger RNA, 1090 nt
Organism: Danio rerio (zebrafish)
Lineage: Eukaryota; Metazoa; Chordata; Actinopteri; Cypriniformes; Danionidae
Gene: snap29
Product: synaptosome associated protein 29
Cellular component (GO): ciliary membrane; cytoplasm; presynapse
Source: RefSeq, marked validated